Molecule: messenger RNA, 1396 nt
Organism: Daphnia carinata
Lineage: Eukaryota; Metazoa; Arthropoda; Branchiopoda; Diplostraca; Daphniidae
Product: C-1-tetrahydrofolate synthase, cytoplasmic-like
Exons: 8
Coding region: 194-1243 (349 amino acids)
Biological process (GO): tetrahydrofolate interconversion
Cellular component (GO): cytosol
Molecular function (GO): methylenetetrahydrofolate dehydrogenase (NADP+) activity; methenyltetrahydrofolate cyclohydrolase activity
Source: RefSeq, a predicted model, not a curated record
CUAUUGCUUUUCAUUUUCAUAAUAUUUUUAAAUUAUUAUAUUAAUAUUUAUUCCUUUGUUGCGAUCUCUAUGUUCAAUAUUUUAGCUCCACUGCACAGCUUAGAGUUUUCUUAAGCAUUGCAGAUAACCCGAAAUCUUCUCCCCUCGCCUCAAACCAUUAAAUUACAAAACAAUAGUGAGGAGUAUCCUGAAAAUGCUGUCUUGUUGUCAAUUGAGGGUGUUUUUUGGAUUCAGAGAACGGCAGCUUUGCUGUUAUUAUAAGCAAAUCAUGCAUAGAAAUAAAUUGUCAUCUUGGUCUUCAGCAUCCCUCAUCAAACCAAAAGAAUAUGGGAGGUUGCUGUCAGGUUCUGACAUUGCAAAAGAAAUCCUUCUGACCCUAAGCCAAGAAGUAGAUAAUCUGAAAAUGCAGCAUUCUGGCUUAACACCCCAGCUUGCCAUUGUUCAAGUUGGUGCAAGAGAAGAUUCAAAUGUGUAUGUGAAGAUGAAAUUAAAAGCAGCGAAGAAUAUUGGGAUCAUGGCUAAACACGUUGUCGUUCCAUCCUCUACAAAUGAGAUUGAGCUUUUGGGGAUCUUGUCUCGUCUAAACCUUGAUCCUCAUGUUCAUGGAAUUAUUGUCCAGAUGCCAUUGGACUGUGUGAACUCCAUUAAUCCUAGCCUAAUUACAGAUUCUGUGUUACCCUACAAAGAUGUUGAUGGGCUGAACUCAAGGAACCAAGGCAAGGUAGCUGUAGGUGACCUGGCUUCUGGAUUUCUCCCUUGUACUCCCAGUGGAUGCCUAGAAUUAGUUAAAAGAUCAGGCAUGGAGAUCGAAGGAAGCCAUACCGUGGUAAUCGGAAGAAGCAGGAUAGUUGGAACACCAGUUUCCGAACUAUUUAAAUGGCACGAUGCAACUGUUACGACUUGUCAUUCAAAAACUAAAAACUUGGAUGAAGUAGUUGCUAAUGCAGACAUACUUGUAGUUGCCGUUGGUCAACCCAAUUUGAUAAAGGGUGAAUGGAUAAAAAAAGGCGCAGUUGUGAUAGAUUGCGGUAUAACGUCUAUUCCCGAUGCAUCGAAAAAGUCGGGGUCUAGACUGGUGGGCGAUGUGGAUUUUGAGCAAGCUAGGAAGCGAGCCAGUUGGAUUACCCCAGUACCAGGUGGAGUUGGUCCUAUGACUGUUGUAAUGCUCAUGAAAAAUAUCGUUCUGGCUGCCGUAAAUGCCGCAAGAAUUUUAGAUGGGGAAUCUGCUCGUCGUUCGUUCUAAUGAAUAAAAAAGUAAUUAUGUGCUCUUCCCGUUUGGGCUAGCAACCUUUGUUUCUGUACGGUGAUCUCUUAUCAAAUGAUCGUGACUUGUGGAAUCCUAUUGUCAUUCACAAAAUCUUGAUGCGAGCUUUAAUAAACAAAAGCCGCAGAAAAA